GCGGCCGGGGCGGGAGCGGCGGCGGCGGCAGCGCGGGGCGGGCAGCGUCGCCCCGUGUAAUGCGGCAUGUCCAAGACGCUGCGCAAGAAGCGGCACUGGCUGAGCAAGGUGCAGGAGUGCGUGGUGUCCUGGGGCGGCCCGGCGGGCCCGGACCCCGACCUGCUGCGCGGCGGCGCCGAGCGCGGCGAGUUCCCGUACCUGGCGGGCCGCCUGCCCGCGGGCGGCGAGGGCGCGCAGGGCCCCGUGCUGCUCUCGGGCAAGGCGCCGGCGCCGGGGGACGUGCUGCUGGAGGUGAACGGCACCCCCGUGAGCGGCCUCACGCACCGCGACACGCUGGCCGUGGUGCGGCACUUCAGGGAGCCCGUGCGCCUCAAGACCGUGCGCCCAGGAAAAGUCAUCAACAAAGACUUGCGCCACUACCUGAGCCUUCAGUUCCAGAAGGGCUCGAUAGACCACAAACUCCAGCAAGUGAUCAGAGACAAUCUCUACUUGAGAACCAUCCCUUGCACUACAAGGGCUCCCAGAGAUGGGGAAGUCCCUGGGGUAGACUAUAAUUUCAUUCCUGUUGAGCAGUUUAAAGCACUGGAAGAAAGUGGAGCCUUGCUAGAAAGUGGAACGUAUGAUGGUAAUUUUUACGGUACUCCAAAGCCUCCAGCAGAGCCCAGCCCCUUCCAGCCUGAUCCAGUGGAUCAAGUUCUUUUUGACAAUGAUUUUGAUACUGAAUCGCAGAGGAAAAGAACCACUUCUGUCAGCAAAAUGCAGAGGAUGGAAAGUUCUCUCCCUGAAGAGGAGGAAGAGGAGGAAAAGGAGGCAGUGAAUGGCAGCGGAGGGAUAGAAAACAAAGAAAAACAUUCAGAUUCUCCUGACUGGAUGAAACCUGUUCCCAGCUACAACCAGACAAGCAGCAACAUGGACUUCAGAAAUUAUUUGUCGAGGGAUGAGACCCUGGAGCCCCUUCCCAAGAACUGGGAGAUGGCCUACACAGACACUGGCAUGAUCUACUUCAUCGAUCACAACACCAAGACAACCACGUGGCUCGACCCCCGGCUCUGUAAGAAGGCCAAAGCCCCUGAAGAUUGUGAAGAUGGAGAACUUCCUUAUGGAUGGGAGAAAAUAGAAGACCCUCAGUAUGGAACAUACUAUGUCGAUCACAUUAACCAGAAAACUCAGUUUGAAAAUCCAGUAUUGGAAGCCAAAAGGAAAAAGCAGCUAGGACAGGCUGAUGCUGGCCCUUCCAAAUCAGGACCAGGGAAGUCUCUCUUCACUCGAGAUCCAUCCCAGCUCACAGGAGCACUUAUAAGGACAUCCCUGAAAAAAAGCACCAUGGGAUUUGGCUUCACAAUCAUCGGGGGGGACAGGCCUGAUGAGUUUCUCCAGGUGAAGAAUGUGUUAAAGGAUGGACCUGCUGCACAAGAUGGGAGAAUUGCUCCAGGUGAUGUCAUCGUGGACAUCAAUGGGAGCUGUGUGCUCGGCCACACCCAUGCAGAUGUUGUGCAGAUGUUCCAGCUGGUUCCUGUCAAUCAGUAUGUGAACAUGACCCUGUGUCGGGGUUACCCCCUCCCUGACGACACCGAGGACCCCGUGGUGGAUAUCGUGACAGCCACACCCAUCAUCAACGGCCCUCCGGUGGCCAAGGGAGGAGAUGCUGCUGUGCCCAGCCAAGAUUUGAUAGCAGGGACAGUUGUGUUGGACCAGAAUGGGAAAAUGGGCCCCAUGUUGGUCAACGGGCGCCUGAACGGCCCCUCCGUGGACGCGGCGGAGCAGAGGGUCUCCCUGGCCUCCUCGGGGGGCUCCCAGCCAGAGCUGGUCACCAUCCCCCUGGUCAAAGGGCCCAAAGGGUUCGGGUUUGCCAUCGCAGACAGCCCCACGGGGCAGAAGGUGAAGAUGAUUUUGGACAGCCAGUGGUGCCAGGGCCUGCAGAAAGGCGACGUCAUCAAGGAGAUCUGCCACCAGAACGUGCAGAGCUUGACCCACCUGCAGGUGGUGGAGGUGCUCAAGCAGUUCCCAGUAGGGGCAGAGGUGCCACUGCUUAUCUUAAGAGGAGGUCCACCCUCACCUACUAAAACUGCCAAAGGGAAGGACAAGCAGGACAGUUCAGGGAGUUUGGAAGCUGUCAGUGAUCCCAUCCCACAGCCCAUGCCCUUCCCACCCUCUGCUGUGCGAUCAGGCUCUCCCAAACUGGACCCUUCUGAAGUCUACCUGAAGUCUAAGACUAUUUAUGAGGACAAACCUCCAAACACAAGAGAUUUGGAUGUUUUCCUGCGAAAACAAGAGUCAGGCUUUGGUUUCCGGGUGCUUGGAGGGGACGGGCCGGAUCAGCCUAUUUACAUCGGGGCCAUCAUCCCCCUGGGAGCAGCAGAGAAGGACGGGCGGCUGCGGGCGGCGGACGAGCUGAUGUGCAUCGACGGGGUCCCCGUGAAAGGGAAGUCCCACAAGCAGGUUCUGGAUUUGAUGACCAGUGCUGCACGGAAUGGGCAGGUCCUGCUCACAGUCAGGAGGAAGAUCUUCUUUGGAGGGGAAAAGCCAGCAGAGGAGGAGGAGGCCCAGCCUGUCCUGGCUCAGAAUGGCUCUCCCCGCCCCGGCCGGGGGGACUUUGCCAGCCAGCCCUGCCCGGAGGUGUACGACGUCCGUCUGCAGCGGAAGGAGAACGAAGGGUUUGGCUUUGUCAUCCUCACCUCCAAGAACAAACCUCCUCCUGGGGUGAUUCCCCACAAGAUCGGGCGGGUGAUCGACGGCAGCCCCGCUGACCAGUGCGGGAAGCUGAAGGUGGGCGACCGGAUCUCGGCGGUGAACGGCCAGUCCAUCGUGGAGCUCUCCCACGACAGCAUCGUGCAGCUCAUCAAGGAUGCUGGCAACGUGGUGACCCUCACUGUGGUGGCUGAGGAAGAGCACCGUGGGCCUCCCUCGGGGCCGAACUCAGCCCGGCAGAGCCCGGCCCCGCAGCACCGACCGCUGGGACCGGCACAGAUCAACCCCCCCGGCGCCGACAGGGGAGCCACAGAAGGUGAAGCUGGAAAAGAAGUCUCCGGUGGUUACCGUCUGUCCUGGCCCGAGCACAAGCACGUGGCACAGUCGGAUGCUGCUCCAGGUGUUGGCCGUCAUUCCCAGAGUCCUGGCUGUUUCCCAGUGGAGCUGGAAAGGGGCCCUCGAGGGUUUGGGUUCAGCCUCCGAGGAGGGAAGGAAUAUAACAUGGGCUUGUUCAUCCUGCGCCUGGCUGAGGACGGGCCAGCGGUCAAGGACGGGAGAGUGCACGUUGGUGACCAAAUAGUGGAAAUUAAUGGAGAACCCACCCAAGGAAUCACUCACACACGAGCCAUUGAGCUGAUUCAGGCUGGAGGGAAUAAAGUUUUGCUGCUGCUGAGACCAGGGACUGGAUUGAUUCCAGAUCACAGUGAUUGGGAUAGUUACAAUCCAUCUUCGUCAAAUGUAAUAUAUGAAGAACAGUCACCAUUACCUUCAUCUUCCCAUUCUGCUUCCCCAUCUGAAGUGUGUUAUUUACCAGUACCAGGAGAAGCUUUAACCAGAGUUCAGCUGUCUGAGGAACUGGAACAAGCAGAGAACACUGUGCCUGACAAGAUAAGCACUUUAACUGAAAACCAGAGUGAGAGGAAGCCUCAGUCUUCUCCCCAGAGAACAAAGAACAGAUGGGAAUGUCCCUCCAGCCCUGGGUUUGGAAUCACUAAAGGUAGUUUGGAAGCAGGGACCAGAAGAGACAGAUCUGCCAGUCCAGCAAAGUCGGGGGCUGCUGAGGGACACCCUCCCAGGGGAUUCCACAGCCCCAGGAAAGGGGAUCCUGAAAAGAACAAUCUCUCACAUCAACCUGGCAGAUCCAGAGGGAGUGAGAGUAAAACCACAGAAACAGGAACGAACAAUAGUGACAAAAAAGAGUAUUCCAGUGGAAAUCAAGGAAGGUCAGCCAGUCCCCACAGGCACCUGGGGAAGCCGGGAAGUGCAGAAAUGGUGGGAAGGAGCCAGGGCAGAACUGGUGGUGUGGAGCAGUUGAAAGGUGGGAUUGGUAAACCAGGAGUCAGCAGGAAAGACAUGAAGCAGAAAACUGCAGGAAGGAUGGAAGGGUGGUCUGCAGAGAGACACUACCCAGCGUUUGAGGGGAACAACCUUCCCUUGAGGGACUGCAGGAGAAACGCCUCCGAGGACGAUUUAUUGACCAAGUCCAGCUCUGGAGAGCCAAGUUCCAGCAGGUUCAAAACCUCCAGCCUGUCCAACAUCCCACUGCUUUCCACGGAGAAACAAAGGAGGGGGGAACCACAGGAGACUGUCACGCUGAACAGGCACCACGGAGGGAGACACGUGGAGCUGCCCCAUGAAACCAAAGAUGGAACUUCCCACCCCGAGGGUUCUCCAGCGAGGAAAACGCCGAUAACUCCCGGGCCGUGGAGGGUCCCCACUAAGGGCACCCCAGCAGCAGGAGUGGCUGGAAAACGGGUGUGACUGACUGACACUGUUUUUUUUAGAACAUGUUUUAACCAGUUUUCCAACAAGGGUCAUUUAAAGCAUUGGUUCUUUUCACACAGUUGUCUUUUUUUUUUUUCUCUUUUUUUUUUUUUUUUUGGUCUCAGAAACUGGUUGGAAGGGGGGGGGAAAGGGUUUGAUUUGUUCUUAAAUUAUCUAAGCUGCAUGAAGGACCUUUUGGAUGCUUCAGUGAAACUCUGCCAUGAGCUGCUGUCCCCGUGUCCCCGUGCAGGCCCUUGUCUGCUGCUCCCAACGUUGCACUGCUGCGGCUUCUCCGAGUGUCGUGAGGUCUGAACAAAGUUAUUUAAUGCCUCUGUUGCCAAUGUGAUCCUGACUCACUUCCUGCUCUUGUGCCAAGUUUAUCUACUGUAUCCAGUCAAUCUGAUCCUCCCCCCGUGGAUUCCAGUCACAGACAAGGCAGGUUGGGGCUGAGGUGGGUGUUUUCUCCGAGCGUGGUGCCUGUUUGCGUCAGGAAACCCACGUGUUCUUGCUGGGUCAGGAAGGACAUGGGCGAGUUGGUUCUGUCAGUUCCAGGGCAGCAAACGAGCCACUGAUGCUGCUCAGUUGAUGUGUUUCCUGGGGUUUUUAUACCCCAUACCAAACCCUGUCGAUAAAAAUGGUAUUUGAUAUAAUUUUGCGUUUUCUGAACGCAGCAAAAUUGCUUUAUUGCCUCGAUUCGUAGGGAUUUGCUUUGCAAACGUCUUGUGUGAGGAGAGAAAAUUCUGGGUUCUGUUAAAUAACAUAAUUCCUUUGGUUUCACUUGUGGCACCACGAAAUCCUCGGCCUUGGUGUGGAGCUGAUGCUGAAGCCCCAUCUUUAAUUAAUUAAUGCUAGUUAGGAAUUGGAUUUUUUCCCUCUGUAGAGGUAACAACUGACCUUAGACAGACCCAGCUGCCAGAGCAGCCUCGUCAGUGAAGUUUUUGCCUGUGUAUGUUAGAACUCUCCCAUAUUUACAUGGAAUGUGUGAUCAGGGAGUGUUGGUGACACAGAGGGUACAGGAGGCUCGCUCUCCAUGGUUUGGGCUGGCAGAGACGUUUUAAAGAGGGAUGUGACCACCAGGACCUCCUGACACCUCAGUCCCAAAGCUGUGAGAACAGCAGAAGCUGAAGGGGUUUAUUUUAUUCAUAGUUUUAGUGAUGAUUUCCUGACAUGUUUAGGGUUUUAAUGGUAAAAGGAGCCCGUUGGUCCAGUUUGCAGAAGGAGGAGUAAAGGAUGGAGCUUUACUUACUCAAAACUCAAACUAAUAGGAUUUGCUCUCUGAAAUGGAACGAGCAAAUACCUCCUUUUGGCUUUGAAACAUGGGAUGUUUUUAAAGGCUGAUGAAGCACAGUGAGGCAGUUCUGAGUGGAAUUCUUCCCAAGCACAGCUGACUGCUCAGCCAGCUUUUCCACAAAGACUUUGGGAAUUCAAAAGGCUUUAGAGCAGCUCUGAACUGUGCUCUGCUGCUCAACCCCGGGCGAUCCAUCGAGGUUUGCUGUGUAGCAUAACACGUACAAAUACUCCCUGGGUGGAGUAUGACUGUGAAAUAUUUAAUACUCUGAAGUAGCCUGUGUAGAUAUUUCCCCUGUGCCCUUCCCCAGAGGGUGGUUUAUGUUGAGCUGUGUGCACUCGCCCUGACCACUGAGUACAGUGACAGAUCCAGACCUUUAAUUCCAGAUGAAUUAAGUAGCACCACUGAAAUGAUUCCCCUGCCAUCAACUCCCCUCGAUUUUUUCUAUAUGUUAAUGUGAUAAUGUCUUACCUGUGUGUGAUUUCUCCUUCCAUAGACCUUGUAUCUGUACUUCCUGUAUCAGACUUAGCCAUGUGGCCUUGGAAUGCUGAGCAAUGUAUGGAUGUACUGGGUGUAAAUGUUUAUAUAUUGUACAGCACCUUUAUACAGACUUCUGAGGUUCUGACUAGAGAGAGACCUGUAAAUCGCUCAUUAUUUUUUAUAUAGAUAUUAAAAACAAACUCCAGUUCGUGGCCUGUUGGUUCUGCACUGUAUAAACCAGGUUCUUGGUUGGCUUUCAGGGGUGUGACCCCAGGUUUUACCCACAAACAUGCUGCUCUUCUGGAAAACAAAUGCAAUUUAUUAUUGGAAUUUUCCUUGACACCCUUUCCCCCUCCAUUCAAACAGCAAAUGCUUGACAAAGGUGGUAUAAAAAUCAUCAGGUCCUGUAGAAAACAGUGGGUAAUGAUGAAAUACUUGUCCUGUAGGUUUAUUUGUACAUUUUGCUAUAUAAAAUUGUCAUCUCCUUUUACAUCUCACAACUUUUCCUUGUACAGAAAAUAGCUGUAAACAAUUUACUACCAAAAAUGCUUCUGCCAUCUUACCCUCCCUGUGAAAGAAUGAAGCUCUGAAAAGUU
This is a messenger RNA of Pipra filicauda (Wire-tailed manakin), 6816 nucleotides long. It is a transcript of the gene MAGI3, whose product is annotated as membrane associated guanylate kinase, WW and PDZ domain containing 3. Gene Ontology annotation, cellular component: cytoplasm. Bases 67 to 4449 code for a protein of 1460 amino acids. The transcript is spliced from 21 exons. Lineage: Eukaryota; Metazoa; Chordata; Aves; Passeriformes; Pipridae. Gene Ontology annotation, molecular function: protein binding. Gene Ontology annotation, biological process: signal transduction. The record is from RefSeq and is a predicted model, not a curated record.